GAAAGCACAACAGCAAAAUGGUUUCGUUUCCAGUGAAGCCACUCUUCGUCGUCGUCUUGACCUUUUCUCUCCUCCUCGCCGUUAUUCUUCUAUCUCCGUCGCCUCAGUCCGUGAACACUCCAGCCUCGUCCGCUUCUUUGCUUGAUUUAGAUAUAUGGAGCGUCAAGAGGAUAGCAGAAUGGCGUCCUUGCAAAUGGUGGUUACAAGGACAUCUCACUCGUUUUUAGGACGUUUGUUCUUAUAUUGUGUUGAAAAGGGCAUUGUUUGUUGGUUGGCUGGAGGUUCUCUGUUUGAUUUUUUCUCAGUCAGAACUUUUGAUCAGCCUUCAUUGCAGACACCUGCUUUGGUUUUUUGUUCAGCUCUGCCCGAUGAAAGCAAUGGAUACAUCCGCAUUGAUUGCUAUGGCGGCCUCAAUCAGAUGAGACGCGAUUUCUGCGAUGGUGUUGGAAUCGCCCGUUUAUUAAAUGCCACACUUAUUCUGCCAAAGUUUGAGGUAGCUGCGUAUUGGAAUGAGUCAAGUGGAUUUGCAGAUGUGUUUGAUGUAGACUACUUCAUUCAAAAGAUGAGUGGCUUUAUCAAAGUUGUCAAGGAUCUGCCAACAGAUAUAGCAUCGAAAGAGCCAUUCAGAGUAGACUGUAGCAAGAGAAAAGGUCAGUUCGAUUACAGAGAAAGCAUCCUCCCACUAUUAUUGGAACAUCGUUACAUUUCUUUUACACCCGCAAUGAGCCAGCGCAGGGACAGGUAUCCCCAAUACGCAAAAGCCACGCUCUGUCAAGCUUGUUACUCCGCUCUACGCGUCACUAGCUCCUUGGAGAAGAAAGCCAUCGAGCUUUUAGAUGCCAUACCCAAACCUUUUUUGUCACUUCACCUUAGAUUUGAGCCUGACAUGGUAGCAUACAGCCGAUGUGAAUACCCAAACCUCUCUCUUUCCUCAGUUGCUGCCAUUGAAGCUGCUCAAGUAGACAAAAAGCCUUGGACAGGAGAGCUAGCUCAGAGCUGGAGAAAGCGAGGCAAAUGCCCUUUAACUCCUAACGAAACAGUUUUGGUGCUUCAGUCACUAAGAAUACCAACAAGCACAAACAUAUACUUAGCUGCUGGAGAUGGUCUGAUGGAAAUGGAAGGGUUUACAUCGGUUUAUACAAAAGUGUUCACAAAGUCUGCUCUGCUGAACCAUGAAGAUUUCACAAGAAUGCAUGGAAACACAAAAGCUGCAUUGGACUAUUAUGUUUCCAUCAACAGCGAUGCGUAUGUGGCAACUUAUUUUGGAAACAUGGAUAAGAUGGUUGCAGCAAUGCGAGCUUUUAAAGGGAUGCAUAAAACUCUGUUCUUGAGUAGGAAGGCAUUUGCAGAGCUAACUUCACAGGGACUUCAAGAGGAAAAGCUGAAAAAAGCUCUUUGGGAAGUUCAUAAGAAUGAUUUUGAAAUUGGCAGAGGAUCUGCAUUGCCUGGCUGUUUUUGUGAAUCCAAGCUGUAAUUCUCAGACACAAGUUACGUUUAUUUUGCAUUAAAGUCCUCAUAUUUUAAUUGUUACUAAAUCGCCCUACUAUUUUGGAAUCGG
Molecule: messenger RNA, 1558 nt
Organism: Eutrema salsugineum
Lineage: Eukaryota; Viridiplantae; Streptophyta; Magnoliopsida; Brassicales; Brassicaceae
Product: O-fucosyltransferase 13
Exons: 6
Coding region: 155-1474 (439 amino acids)
Cellular component (GO): cytoplasm
Source: RefSeq, a predicted model, not a curated record